GCCUAGAUGUCGUCACCGUCAGCCCCUGGGGCUGGAGGACAGAGGAGUCUUUUCCGUUGCCAGUGCGGGCCUAGCGUCCUGAAAUUACCUCGCUCAAGCAGAGUUUAGAGAGAGGGAGAGACAGAAAGACAUCUUCCAUCUGCUGACUCCCUCUCCAAAUGGUAGCAGUGGCCUAAGCUGGGUCAGGCCAAAGCCAGGAGCCUGGAACUGCAUCUGGGUUUCCCAGCAGGGGCGAGAACGCGAGCAGCGCCAUGAGCAACACUACCGUCGUCCCCAGCACUGCGGGCCCAGGCCCCAGCGGCGGGCCCGGUGGCGGAGGUGGUGGUGGCGGCGGCGGAGGCGGCGGCACCGAGGUAAUCCAGGUGACUAAUGUCUCCCCGAGCGCUAGCUCUGAGCAGAUGCGGACUCUCUUCGGUUUCCUAGGCAAGAUCGACGAACUGCGCCUCUUCCCGCCGGAUGAUUCACCUCUGCCAGUCUCAUCUCGUGUGUGCUUUGUUAAAUUCCAUGAUCCGGACUCAGCAGUUGUGGCACAGCAUCUGACAAACACUGUAUUCGUUGACAGAGCUUUGAUAGUCGUACCAUAUGCAGAAGGAGUUAUUCCUGAUGAGACUAAGGCUUUGUCUCUGUUGGCACCAGCUAAUGCAGUGGCAGGUCUUCUGCCUGGUGGUGGACUCCUGCCUACCCCUAACCCUCUUACCCAGAUUGGCGCUGUUCCUUUGGCUGCUUUGGGAGCUCCUACUCUUGAUCCUGCCCUUGCUGCACUAGGGCUUCCUGGAGCAAACUUGAACUCUCAGUCUCUUGCCGCAGAUCAGUUGCUGAAGCUCAUGAGUACUGUUGAUCCCAAGUUGAAUCAUGUAGCUGCUGGUCUUGUUUCACCAAGUCUGAAAUCUGAUACCUCUAGUAAAGAAAUAGAGGAGGCUAUGAAAAGAGUACGAGAAGCACAGUCCCUGAUUUCUGCUGCUAUAGAACCAGAUAAGAAAGAAGAAAAAAGAAGGCAUUCGAGAUCAAGAUCACGUUCCAGGAGGAGGAGGACUCCUUCAUCUUCUAGGCACAGGCGAUCAAGAAGCAGAUCAAGGAGGCGAUCACAUUCUAAGUCAAGAAGUAGGCGACGAUCCAAAAGUCCAAGACGGAGAAGAUCUCAUUCUAGAGAGAGAGGUAGAAGGUCAAGGAGCACAUCAAAAACCAGAGACAAAAAGAAAGAAGACAAAGAAAAAAAACGUUCCAAAACACCACCAAAAAGUUAUAGUACAGCCAGACGUUCUAGAAGUGCAAGCAGAGAUAGACGACGAAGAAGAAGCAGGAGUGGAACAAGAUCUCCUAAAAAACCCAGGUCUCCUAAACGAAAAUUGUCUCGCUCACCAUCCCCUAGGAGACAUAAAAAGGAGAAGAAGAAAGAUAAAGACAAAGAAAGAAGCAGAGACGAAAGGGAACGAUCAACAAGCAAGAAGAAGAAAAGUAAAGAUAAGGAAAAGGAACGGGAAAGAAAAUCAGAGAGUGAUAAAGAUGUAAAACAGGUUACACGGGAUUAUGAUGAAGAGGAACAGGGAUAUGACAGCGAGAAAGAGAAAAAAGAGGAGAAGAAACCAGCUGAACCUGGUUCACCUAAAACUAAGGAAUGUUCUGUGGAAAAGGGAACUGGUGAUUCGCUAAGAGAAUCCAAAGUGAAUGGGGAUGACCAUCAUGAAGAAGACAUGGAUAUGAGUGACUGAACGUUGCCUCUUUGGGACUCCAACUGUGUACAUGCAUCAGUGUCAUUCCUCUGUGUGAUUUCUUAAUGCUGUAUUUGUUCAUCUCAAACCUAGAUGUAUACAGCUGAGUUAUAAAUGGUUAUAAAGCUUCUGACAUUGAUAUUAGUUACUUACAUCAAAAAGCUUUUAGAAAAUGGUACAUGGGUAAACAAUUCUUGUCAUGGUGAAAUCUGAGUAAGCAGUUUUACUAUUCUGGUGCUGCUUCUUAAUAAAAAUGAAAAGCUGCAUGCAUCUACAGCAGGCAUGGAUUGUUUAUGUUGUAUGAUCUCCUUUCUUAAGUAAGUUCACUUAGAGUAUUUCUAGAAUUUGAUUCAUUGCCAUAAUAGAGCCAUGUAGGGAAUGCACUGAUUGCAUGUUACUGUGGCAAGAAUAUCCUAAAUGUCAUUAAAAUCCUCCAACAUGAUGGAUCUACUUAUGGUCUUGUUUGUUGACAUGACAAAUUAACAUUGUUAGAUUACAUCUGGAAAUGAGCAUUUGAGAUAGAUAAUCCUUUGAGCCUUAUGGCUGAACUUUUGUGGCUUUCGUUUAACUUUGAAAGGUUGUCUGUAUAUGCACUAACCUUUUUUGAUGGCUAAUUAGGCUUUAAUUACAGAAAUAAGAUUUCAAAUAAAACUGUCUUUGGCAGUGAGUAAAUAGCUUAUUUUGAAGUAGAGUUGUAUACUUUUUCAUAAGGUGUUUGGGGAUUUUUUUUUUUCCUGAAAUAAUUUAUUCCACAUCUGCAUCAGUGAAAGCUCUCCACCUAUUCGGAGUUCAUCUGUAAAAUAAAGUUCUCUCUUGUUCUGAUUUUCAAAGUUUUAAACUCACUGAUGAAAAAGAGGGUAGUGCAUUUUAAACUGACCUUCAUAUGCUUUUAAACUAAGACAAAUCUACUUGAUAAUGUACUUUUUAUUUGAUCUCAAGAUGUAUAAAACCAAUAAAUUUGUGUUAACUAUUACUGCAGUAGUAAUCAUAUGCACACAGUGAUUCCAUGUUAUAUGCAAAGUAGUUAGGCAACUGUUCCUAGUUACAGGAGUUUCAAGCUUCACUUUUGUGCAGCAAAUACAAAAGUAGGCUACAGUCUGUGCCAUGUUGAUGUACAGUUUCUGAAAUUGUUUUACAAGACUUUGAUAAUAAAACCCUUAAACUUA
This is a messenger RNA of Lepus europaeus (European hare), 2875 nucleotides long. It is a transcript of the gene SRSF11, whose product is annotated as serine and arginine rich splicing factor 11. Gene Ontology annotation, biological process: RNA splicing. NCBI's taxonomy places the organism in Eukaryota, Metazoa, Chordata, Mammalia, Lagomorpha, Leporidae. Gene Ontology annotation, molecular function: RNA binding. The transcript is spliced from 14 exons. Gene Ontology annotation, cellular component: nucleoplasm. The record is from RefSeq and is a predicted model, not a curated record. Bases 252 to 1709 code for a protein of 485 amino acids.